GUACCUCGAACGGACAACGGACCUCCGCACUCGAGUACAGGCAUACGACGUACAUGAGUCUACCGUGGUACGCGGAGCGCGCGUGCCAUGUUGACGUGGCGAGCGGAGCGUGAUUGGACCGGAGUCGCCGAGGCUGACAGGACGGACUGCGCUGUCCAGAGAGGGGAGGGAGAAUCUGCUCGCUCGCAAGUGGAGGCAGUGGAGCGUAGAGGCUUGUUGACGUAUCUGAGACCCCAUGCUUGCUUGCGGCGGUGUGAAAUUCCUGUGAGGGCAGGGCAGGCAGGGCAUGCAUGGGAAAGUGGGAAUUCGAAGAGGAUGUUGGUCAAAGCGUCAGAGAAUGUGGAGCUGUCAAGAGAUGGAGUGAAUUUGGCUCAGAAUCCCGACAUCAGAUCGGAUGCCGACGCCUAAAUCAAAGUAGGAUUUCCACACGUGCUAAUUCGCCAGUAAUCAACAAAUUGAUCAUAAUCAUGUGCAGUACAACUCACUCGUCCGUGAGAAACGAACACCGA
This is a messenger RNA of Marchantia polymorpha subsp. ruderalis, 509 nucleotides long. The record is from the annotation of a GenBank genome assembly. NCBI's taxonomy places the organism in Eukaryota, Viridiplantae, Streptophyta, Marchantiopsida, Marchantiales, Marchantiaceae.